AUGCCCAAAACGGACCCAAAUGGAAAGAAAAUCGGGGCAGGAGCGGUGGUGGUUGUGGAGUGCAUCAUCUCUCCCUCAACCGGCGAGUGCUCACCAGUCCCGGGCUCGUACGUCACGGUCACGGCUGAGGCCACUGCUGCGAGCUCCAACGGGCCUGUGGUGCAGCGCCCGCUCGUCAUCAUCCUCAACUACAGCGCAUGUGCCCGGCCGGCCACGUUGACACCUGAAGAUGCACGUACUAUCUUUUUGGGAGCCGAUGGCACCGGCGCCGGCGGUAUCGCUCGAAAGUACACGCAGUGUUCGUAUGGCAAGUUCAGCAUCAACGCCACUGCCUUCAAGGCCAUUGUCGUACAGGCCAACUGCUCGACGGCUGUGAUGUCGUCGUGUGCUUGGUGGUCCAUAACGAACAACGGCGACGAUGCUGCGAAAAAGGUGCUCGGCAUAGCCGCCUUUGCUUCAUACACAAACUACAUUUAUGUGAUACCGCCUGGAAUCACCGCACGAUGGGCGACGGUGAUGCAGGAGGCCCUCCAUAANUACGGUCUCUUCCACUCCUGGGCAAACGACAUAGAAUAUGAGGACUACUCAACCGCCAUGGGCCGCGGAAACGCCUGCCCUAAUGCCGCGGAGAUCUCCCGACUGGGCUGGGCAACACCAGCUGCCGGUGGCGGCGCCAUCAACUCGGGAGUCCUGACCGCCGCCGGCAGUGCCCUAAGCCCCUCGCAUUGGCUUUGCCAGCGAUCCAGAAUCUGUAGAACAGCUGGCAUUAGCCCACAAAGCCCGUCUAAGCGGGUUCUGAGGUCCGGCAAGGAGUACCCUACGCCUUCGGCCGCUGCCCUUGAGGAGGCGGCAGCAGGCGACUCCAUGACGCGAUCCACUCAGAAAGAACCAUCUUUAGAUGAGAUUUACAAGCUGCUUCAGACCCAUGCUACACAGACCGAGGCGUCCUUCGACUCCUUGCAUAGCAAGACAGAUGCGCUGGCUGCUCGUGUUGACUCGCUGGAAAAGAAUAUUCCGGAAAUAAUUACCAAAAAGGUGGAGACCGAAAUGAAGCAGUUCGAAGUUCGGGCCGCGCAGUUCAUCAUCGAAACUGUGCAGUCUCAGCUCGCGGGGGCCCCUACGUUUGCGACCGACCGCACCGGGUCUAAACAGCGUAGGAACUUGACCGGCAAAUCUGCCUACUACGAUUCCGGCUCCCUGAUCGCGUUUGGCGUCCCGGCUCUCGCGACCGCUAAGCAAGCAGCGGAAGCCAUCACCCAAGUCGUCUCCGAUGCCAGUGGAGGAAGCCUCCAGGCCUCCUUCCUCAGCGUCGAAGGGGGCAGCACCGGCAUCAGCAUCAGCAUUGUACAUGCGCCAG
Messenger RNA from Volvox carteri f. nagariensis, 1357 nucleotides. RefSeq lists its product as uncharacterized. The record is from RefSeq and is a predicted model, not a curated record. NCBI's taxonomy places the organism in Eukaryota, Viridiplantae, Chlorophyta, Chlorophyceae, Chlamydomonadales, Volvocaceae. The transcript has 6 exons. The annotation marks the transcript as partial.